This is a messenger RNA of Tribolium madens (black flour beetle), 1319 nucleotides long. RefSeq names its product V-type proton ATPase subunit d (gene VhaAC39-1). Gene Ontology annotation, molecular function: proton-transporting ATPase activity, rotational mechanism. The transcript is spliced from 4 exons. Gene Ontology annotation, biological process: vacuolar acidification; proton transmembrane transport; vacuolar transport. The coding region runs from base 79 to 1125 and encodes 348 amino acids. Gene Ontology annotation, cellular component: proton-transporting V-type ATPase, V0 domain; vacuolar proton-transporting V-type ATPase complex; lysosomal membrane. NCBI's taxonomy places the organism in Eukaryota, Metazoa, Arthropoda, Insecta, Coleoptera, Tenebrionidae. The record is from RefSeq and is a predicted model, not a curated record.
GAUUGUCACUGAUCAUAUGACAAUUUAGUUGGGUGAGGUGCGUUGAAAAAUACAAUUUUUUCUUAAAAAGACUCGAAAAUGAAGGGCUGCUUGUUCAACAUCGACGCCGGUUACUUGGAGGGAUUAUGUCGGGGCUUCAAGUGCGGUAUUUUGAAACAAUCUGAUUAUCUGAAUUUGGUUCAGUGUGAAACCCUAGAAGAUCUUAAACUCCACUUGCAAGGAACGGAUUACGGGUCUUUUCUUGCCAACGAACCUUCCCCUUUGGCCGUUUCGACGAUUGAUAAUAAGUUAAGGGAGAAGUUGGUGAUUGAGUUCCAACAUAUGAGGAAUCAGGCGGUUGAACCCCUGUCGACGUUUUUGGAUUUUAUUACGUACAGUUACAUGAUUGACAAUAUUAUUUUGUUGAUUACGGGGACGUUGCAUCAGCGUCCCAUUGGAGAGUUGAUUCCGAAAUGCCACCCUUUGGGUAGUUUUGAGCAGAUGGAAGCUAUUCAUGUGGCGUCUACACCCGCGGAGUUGUACAAUGCUGUACUAGUGGACACUCCUCUGGCCCCCUUUUUUGUUGAUUGUAUCAGCGAGCAGGAUUUAGAUGAGAUGAAUAUUGAGAUUAUUCGUAAUACUUUGUAUAAGGCGUAUUUGGAGGCGUUUUACGACUUUUGUAAGGAAAUCGGAGGGACUACAGCCGAUUGCAUGUGCGAAAUUUUGGCGUUUGAGGCUGAUCGUCGUGCUAUUAUAAUCACAAUAAAUUCGUUUGGCACCGAAUUGAGUAAAGAUGAUCGUGCGAAAUUGUAUCCACGAUGUGGUAAGCUCAAUCCUGAUGGAUUGGCAGCACUGGUACGUGCUGAGGAUUAUGAUCAGGUCAAAGCCGUGGCCGAGUAUUAUGCCGAGUAUUCGAAACUUUUUGAAGGGGCUGGAAGUAAUCCCGGGGAUAAAACUUUGGAGGAUAAGUUUUUCGAACAUGAGGUCCGUUUGAAUGUCCAUGCGUUCUUACAACAGUUUCAUUUUGGAGUGUUUUACUCGUAUUUGAAAUUGAAAGAGCAGGAAUGUCGUAAUAUCGUGUGGAUCGCUGAAUGUGUGGCGCAAAAACAUCGAGCCAAAAUUGAUAAUUACAUACCGAUCUUUUAAAUCAUAACUUCAUCAUUCCGUAUUGCACGAGUAGCGAAAAAUUUGAUGUUUUUAUGUGGAUGCCUCAUUCCUACGACAUACAUAAUAAGGUAGAAAAAACAAGUAUCAAAUGUAAAUAAUAAAUGUAUUAUAAAGUAAUUAUUGUUCAACUAGUUUUUGUGUGUUAUAAAAAUAAAUACAGUUAAAAUAAUUAA